Messenger RNA from Aspergillus saccharolyticus JOP 1030-1, 995 nucleotides. RefSeq lists its product as uncharacterized. Bases 336 to 908 code for a protein of 190 amino acids. The transcript has a single exon. Lineage: Eukaryota; Fungi; Ascomycota; Eurotiomycetes; Eurotiales; Aspergillaceae. The record is from RefSeq and is a predicted model, not a curated record.
GUCUGUUUCUGGCUGAAGCAGGUUGAAUUCGGGUGGAAAAGAACAGGUUCCAAGCACUGAGUUGACCGUUUCAUAGUCCCCAGAGGGCCGUUUCAUGCGGCUUCGAUCUGCGUCAGCAAUGACCUUCGAGGGGAGAGGGAGAUGAGAAAGCUGUUGGCAAUAGCGUCAUCAUUUGUUCAAGGGCGCCAAGGGUGAAAAGGAUCGAGAGAGAAAGUUGACCACCGCUUUACUCCGUGAGGGAGACCAAUAGUGCAUGAGACUAUUUAUUGCAAUAGUCUCAUCUCCAGCGAGGAUAAGAAGGAGAAAAGAAGGAAGAGAGGGAUGGAUAAUUGGAAAUGAACUAUGACUGUAUGUUAAAAUGUAUAGUUGUUCUUUACUGUUCUUUCGUUUCUUGUUUCAAUCAAUGUGAAGCCGCGGAUCCGACCCCUGAAAACCGCGUGCCUGAGGCUGCCGCCACUUUUCUUACUCCACUUUUCGACCCGUUCUCGCCUUUUGCUUCCCUUCCUUUCUCCUCCUGCUCCUCUUUCUUCUACGGCUCUUGCUGUUGUUGCUGCUCUCUUCUUCCUCUUCUUCCUCUUCUUCCUCUUUCCCUCCUUCGUCGUCUCUCUUCACAUUUCUCUUAUUCUUACCUGGGUGUGGUUGUUGCUGAGAACAUCGCAAGCCCCCCUGCUUGGAUCAUUGGCAUUCCUCCAUGCUCACCACCAUGGUUCUAUUUCCUCCCAUCUCUGACCUGUCUCACUAGCUUUGGGAAACCCCCCCCCCACCACCACAAACCCGAACCACGUCUCCCUCCCGUUUGGUUUGUUGUUGUUGUUGUUGGCCUCUGUUUAUAUCACGUCACACGCUCUCUCCUGGAGCGCGUUCGAACUUCCUCCUUUGUAGCUUCACUGCUAUCCUUCUGCCAUUGAUCGUCUCUACUAUUAUCUACGCCCUUGCCUGCCUCCCUUUUCGUCUCCUCCCCCCGUCAACUCCGCUCCCUCCGUCGAUCCCCUGGC